Molecule: messenger RNA, 2211 nt
Organism: Klebsormidium nitens
Lineage: Eukaryota; Viridiplantae; Streptophyta; Klebsormidiophyceae; Klebsormidiales; Klebsormidiaceae
Source: the annotation of a GenBank genome assembly
GGGAUCGCGCAGCGGAAAGAGGAUUGCGUUCGCAAUUUGCAGCGUGCUUUUUCAGAAUUUCAGCAUUGCCCACCUCUCGUCCUCCAUGGCUCAGUCUGACUUCUCCAAUCACUGGUAAGAUCUAGGCAUCCUUUGCUCUGCCAUGGGCCAAUCUGGUGUAGCCGUCGCGGCUCCCUUUGGCGCCUCUCAGAUGGCCACAUUGUCAGCUCUCGAGAGCAGGGUUGACAUUUCCAUUGGCGCCGCCGCUUGCAGUCAAACCUUUCUGUGUCAGCAACGUUCUUCAUCAAAAUGCUGGACGGCUAAGAAUGUAAGGAUCUCAAUUGCUGGCUUCUAUGGGCAAUUACAAACUCGUUCACUCAAAGGAAGAAAGGACGUUUGUAAGCAAACGUUGGUGCAAUGUGGUGGUAGGGGCUACACAGACUAUAAGCAACUGCCCAGUAGAGAUCUGGGGAAAAGAAAGAGGUCAAGUAGACAAUGCUUUGCUAGUGCUGAAUCGGGGCUGAUUGGAGCUGUUGCAACCGCCCCAGCGCAGCAAGAGCAGCUGGAAGGGGGCGCAGCAAUAGGCGAGCAGACUUUCACACUGACAAAAGAGCAGAUCAAUCAGACCCGACUUGCAACCCGCCCUUACCUGGACUCUGUCUUGGCCAGCCCCGAGCGCCGGCCAGAAUGCACCCCAUACCUGCUACAGCAUCCCCCCGGGGCGCAAGUCCGAGGGACCGUCCUCUUGUUUCAUGGCUUUACUGGCACUCCAAAGCAGAUGUCUGUGCUGGCACGGUACCUCUUUACCGCAGGCUACAACGUGUACAACCCUUCCCUUGCGGGCCAAUGCUAUGCGGACACGGACAGGUACUGGCCACGGGUCGACCUCCGGUCCGAGUUCUACGACCCCGUCGCGGCCGCGGCCGCGCGCGACCCCGCGCUCCGCAAGUUCUUCGCGGCGCUCGGCGCGGUGGGCGCGGCCGCGCCCGACGAGCGCCCGCCCGAAACCCCAAACCUCGUCGAGAUGGCGGGCGUCGUCGCCGCGCUGCUGCGGCUCCGCCCGGAUCUCGCGAGCAUCGUCCAGUGCAUCGUGCAGGAUGAUCAUCCGGACUUCGACAAGUAUUUCGAGAGCAAUCAUAUGAAGUAUUUGGAGCAUGCGGAAAAGCGGAUGGCGGAGGUGGCGGAGCUGCCGGGGCCGCUGAUUACGAUCGGGCUGAGCGUCGGAGGCGCCGUCGCCCUCGCGCUCGCGGCCGCGCACCCGACGCGCGUCGCCGCGGUUGUCGCAUUCGCGCCCUUCCUGAAAGUCCAUGGCGAGGUGCGCGCGCAGUACGUCAACCUCGUGGGGCCGCUGCACCUGCGCGAGACGGGGUACGACCCCGCGCUGCAGUUCUCUGUCGGCUGUUACACGGCCAAUCAGCGCUUUGGCCGCACUCUAGUUGCCGCCGAGAGCGUCGACGCGCUCGCGCGCGUGCCCACUUUGCUGGUGCUAACGGAGAACGAGGACGCUGCUGACGUUGCCGAGAACGAGGCGCUGAGCGCGCGCCUCGCGGCCGCGGACGCGGGAGGCGCGCGCGCGCCCCACUUGCUGCUCAAGUACGCGGAGGACGCGCGGGUGCCACACCCUAUGGUGGACCCACUGGAGGAGAGCCAGGGCAUGAGCAACGCGUACUGGAGAACCAUGUACCAGGAGACUCUCCGUUUUCUUCUCCAUCGCGAAAUUGACGUCGAGAACUUCCGUUCCGCCGAGUCGUCCCCCGACCUCCCACGGCCACCGGAACCGGAAGCUGCAGUGGCAAACGGAAAGGAAGAAGUACCUCAAGGCACAGAAAGCGCCACGUCCCGAUGGCCGUCAGUGGUAUUAGCCCUUGCAAUUUUGGCAUUCGGCCUUACGAUGAUUGUGAAUAGAGAAAAGUGUCUGGUGUUCUUAAAACAGUUGGUGAGCACAUGAAACAAAAUGGAUCGACGUUCAACGGUUGAUGUCCUGACUUGCGUUGACUCACUGAUUAUGAAUAGAGCUCGACUUCCCCUGUUAUAUCUUGCUUAUGAAAAGUACCAGUAGAAGAGGACGGUCCCAGCCAUCAUUGACUGGCGAUGACAUUGCAACACUAAAAGUCGAAAUCUUAACUCCAAUCUGCGUUAAUACAUGCAGAAGAUAGGACUUGGAGACAUUCUGAAUUGACCGUCGUGCAAAAGUUGUUUUCAUAAGCGGAUAUCAACGUACGUAUGCGAUCG